This is a messenger RNA of Cylas formicarius (sweet potato weevil), 795 nucleotides long. Its product is annotated as 3-hydroxyacyl-CoA dehydrogenase type-2-like. Bases 82 to 795 code for a protein of 237 amino acids. Lineage: Eukaryota; Metazoa; Arthropoda; Insecta; Coleoptera; Brentidae. Gene Ontology annotation, biological process: estrogen metabolic process; fatty acid metabolic process; androgen metabolic process. Gene Ontology annotation, molecular function: estradiol 17-beta-dehydrogenase [NAD(P)+] activity. Gene Ontology annotation, cellular component: mitochondrion. The record is from RefSeq and is a predicted model, not a curated record. The transcript has 5 exons.
AGUAAAUAUUUUAGCCGUCUUAUCUCAUUUUUGAUACGCGCGUUAGGCCUCAUAAAUGAAUAGUCUUAAAAGUGUUUAAACAUGAUACAGGGCUCGGUUUACCUGGUGAUCGGUGGAAAUUCGUCGCUAGGAAAGGCGAUAGUCGACCGGCUUUUGUUCAAAGGUGCCAAGAUAGCUUUCUGCGAUAACCCCGAUGGCGAUAUCAACAUCUUCGGUGACGACAAAAUCAUUUUCCUACCUCUGAAUAUACUAGAGGACAAGGAAGUCUUGACGGUGCUGGAUAUGAUCCAGCAGAAAUUCGGAAGGCUCGACGGUAUUAUUAACUGCGUGGAUGUUCAAGCCAACGAGCGGGUGUACAAUUUUCAAAGCAGAAAGCCACACGAUCUAGAGAAUUUUACGAAAAUAAUAUCGGCCAACACCGUAGGUCCAUUCAACGUCAUCCGGCUAGCGUUACGACUAAUCGGGAAAAACUCGCCCAACAAAAAUGGCGAAAGAGGUGUCAUUGUCAAUAUAUGUGUCAACUACUCUGGGGAAGCUGGACGGUGUGCCUACAUUGCCAGCAAAGCAGCGUUGAUCGGUGUGACGCUAAGCCUAGAUCAAGAACUCAGAUCCAAACGAAUCAGAGUUGUUUCCAUUCCCGAUGGGGCUUCUAGUAACUCAGCAGACUCAAAUUUAACCAACUUUUUCCUAAACCAAUCGAUUAACGAACGGAGGAGCUGCAGCCCACGCGAUGUCGCGAAUUUUGUUACUUUGAUUAUAGAAACGCCGAGUUUGAGGUCGAAUGUUUGUAAAUAA